Penicillium riverlandense is the source of this 2085-nucleotide messenger RNA. RefSeq lists its product as uncharacterized. Bases 1 to 2085 code for a protein of 694 amino acids. The transcript is spliced from 5 exons. Lineage: Eukaryota; Fungi; Ascomycota; Eurotiomycetes; Eurotiales; Aspergillaceae. The record is from RefSeq and is a predicted model, not a curated record.
AUGCCGAGCGAGCUGAACAUUGUCGUGGCCGGUGGCGGUCUUGGAAUUGGCUUCCAGACCGUGACAUAUCUCUUGCAGCACACAGCGGCUAAUUUGGUCGUCUUGGACGUCGAAAUUUCGCAAUUGACUGUGCUACAACGGGAGUACCCAGAUCGGUUGUGGGCCAUCGCCGGCGACAUCACCAACAGAGGAGACCGGGAGAAAUUUAGAGAGCUCGCUCUCCAAAAGCUGCAGACAAUCACCUCGUUGGUUAUCACCGCCGGCGUGAUUGGCGAGAUUGAGCGGAUCGCAAGAUUUAGCCCUGAUCGCCUCUUGAAGACCUUUAAUACUAAUUUGAUCGGUCCUAUCUUGCUGUGCCAAUCCCUAUUGGGAGAGCUCCGGAAAACAAAAGGACGAGCGAUCAUUUUGUCCUCGGCUGUGGAUAAGGACAUCAAAUACGCCGGUUGGGCCCAAUACUGCGUAUCCAAAGCAGCAUUGACUAGAGCCAUCGAGCUCCUGGCACAUGAAGAGCCCACCAUCAAUGUACUGGGCGUGUAUCCGGGAUUAACCCGGACUGGCAUGCCGGCCGACAUCAUCGCAGGGAAAUACAAGGGGACCAUGUACGACUUUGAAGUCGAGAAGUUUCGCAAUUGGGAUGAGACUGGAGAGAUUGAGCCUCCAGAAUGGUGUGCGAACGCAGUGGCCCAGUUGGCGGCAGGAGUCGUCGUGGGACUCCCUAGUGGGCAUGUGGACUACUAUUAUGAACAUGUUCCUCGCUGUUCGGUUAUUACAGGAGACGUUCAGCCAGUGACGGGCACUUUAUCAUGGUGCAAGCAGGAGAAAGGCCCCAUUUACUACGGUGGACCGAGAACUAGCCGGACACUUGUAUCCGCCGCCGGCUGUCCUGUAUCGCGCUAUUCCGACAUCCAAAAGCCGGAGAAACGCACGGCCCCAAAGGAUCAUGGAGUUAAAAUAAUACACGUCCUAUUAUUGCCUCUCAAGACAAGAACGCUACCACCAGGUGAUUACGCUACGAAAGUCAUCAUGCUCGAAGUGACUUGUAAAGGCACUCCCUACGAAAUCGGGUUCACACAUGGUUCGCAGGCCAAGAAACAAGUACGAGGCAGUAUUGCAUUCUACGACACACUCUUCCAGUCCUCAGCACAGCUACAAUGGCCUGAGGUGCGCACGAAAGCAGACCAGUUCCUCGGCCAUGCCGAAACCAACUACCCGCGUUACUACGAAGAGAUGAAAGGCAUCGCCGACGGGGCAGAAGUUCCCUUGGUUGACAUCAUGGCUCUCAAUGCUCGCAGCGAGAUCACAUUUGGACUGUUUGUGGAGACAAAGAAACAAGUCGACAGCGAUGGAUGUACCUCGAUGGCGUUUAAGAUGGCGCAGACUACUUUCAUCAGCCAGAACUGGGACUGGAUGCAGGAACAAAAGCCUAAUCUAAUUAUCUGUCGCGUCUCCCAGACCGGAACGGACCUGCCAGAUUUCCAGAUGGUCACUGAGGCUGGCAUCAUUGGAAAGAUUGGCUUCAACAACGCCGGUGUGGGCUGCUGCUUCAACGCCAUUCGCGCGAGAGGGAUGGACCCGACGCGCAUGCCGAUUCAUUUUGGGCUGCGCACUGUCCUGGAAUCUCGAUCGAAGGAGCAGGCCAUUGCGACGCUCAAAGAGCACGGAGUUGCAGGGAGCGCCCAUUUGCUGAUUGGAGACAAGAAUGGUGCCGUUGGCCUCGAGUGCUCACACGUGGGGUUCCAAGAGAUCCAUGCCGAUGACCGGGGACGUGUAUGCCAUGCGAACAAUUAUAUCGCACAACACGAAAAUGUGUAUGAACCCGUGUGGCUCCAAGACUCGCCGGUCCGGACGGCGCGGAUGCGCGAGCUGGUCACUCCUGAAGUGAUGAAGCAGCCCAAUUUCUCGUCCAUCCGAGAACUAUACAAGGACGAAACGGGACUACCCUGUGCCAUAAACCGUAAACAAGAAGGUAUCAGCCGCAGUGCUACCUUGUUCAACGUCGUGUUCGACUUGGGGUCCAAGGAGGGGAUUGUAACUAUCGGGAGACCUACAGAGCCGGAGGAGGAGAUCAAAUUUGCGUUUAAUUAA